This is a messenger RNA of Besnoitia besnoiti, 3258 nucleotides long. RefSeq lists its product as uncharacterized. Gene Ontology annotation, biological process: transmembrane transport. NCBI's taxonomy places the organism in Eukaryota, Apicomplexa, Conoidasida, Eucoccidiorida, Sarcocystidae. Gene Ontology annotation, cellular component: membrane. The transcript has 15 exons. The coding region runs from base 1 to 3258 and encodes 1085 amino acids. The record is from RefSeq and is a predicted model, not a curated record. Gene Ontology annotation, molecular function: transmembrane transporter activity.
AUGUGCGUGGUUACGAUAGUAACUGAGAAGAGGCCUAGAGGAGAUACAGGCGACGCUAAAAACACAGUACACAAGGAACCGGCGACUCCGACCGACCUGUGCGCAGGCUCUUGUCUUGGCUGCUUUUACUCAGAGGACAUUCUGCCGGGCCCCAUAAAGAAGAGGCGCUGCACCGACAUCCUCUUCCUCCUGAUCUUCAUAGCCGGAAUAGCAGCUUCAGUAUUUAUCACCAUCGUCGCGUUUCACAAAGGGGAUCCUGCGCGGCUGCUGACGGGGCGGGACUUUGACGGAGCUUUCUGCGGGAUGAGCGACUUCAAGACGCCCAAGCACCCGAUGGUCGGGUAUACACUCAACAUCAACCGGGUGCUCGGCUCGACGAGCUCCAGCGAGUUUAUGGACAUGCCUUACUCAGAGCUCCGGAAGAUGACGAUAUUCAGUAACCCGAAAGAGAUCAUGGCCUAUAUGCAGCCAAUCUGUGUCACGUCCUGCUUCACGGACCAAGACAUCGCAUCGCUCUCUGCGGGGAAGCCGCAAAGGACUCUCAAAUUCGCGUACAAAGGCAAGCUGCUGGGGAAAUUCUGCGUCCCGGCCAUUGCAGGACUCAACCACAGUUAUCUCCCCUUCAGCGACUACGUGCCGGAGCGCCUGCUGCUCGGCUGGCAGCAAACUGUGGAAGACCUUCGAGUCUCGUGGCCUGCCAUUGCGGUCUGCGCCCUCGUGGCCUGCGCCAUGGGAAUUUUGUGGCUCGUGGCGGUGCGGCUGCUGGGCGGCGCGAUCGUCUACGUCGCCAUUACGCUCUUUCUCGGCGCCUUCUUCACCGCGGGCGGCGUCGGCAUGUGGUUCGUCUACGCGCAGGCAGUCCCCGCGGAGUCCGUCCGCCCCGGCCAGGAGCCCAACGGGACAGUCGUCGCGUCAGUGUGGAUUGAGGCCACGCGCUACGCGAGCUAUGUCGUCUUAGGCCUCGGGAGUCUGUUUGCCAUUCUCCUGGUAUUUCUUUCAAAGCGGAUUCAUGAGGCCGUCGCUGUUUCGAAGGUGGCUGCGAUGUUCAUUUACCACAAGCCGACGGCCGUCGCAGUUCCGCUCAUCACGAUCGCUCUCCAGGCCGCUUAUUUCUGCUUCGCCGUGUAUACCGCCGCCUGUCUGGUGACCGCGGUCGACGUUUACCCCGAUAGUCUGAACGCGAUUCUCGGCGGAUCGCAGCCCUCGCCCUCGCUGGCACACCGCGCCAACCAGUCUCUGCUCUCUCUCAUGCAUCCCCCUAGUCAGGGGCCUUCGCUGCUCUCGGCGCCGCCGGCUCCAGAGGCCGCUGGGCCGCCUCAGCCCAGGCCUCCAGCCUUUCUCUCUCGUGCGCCUACCGGGGAAGCCCACAGCGACUCGUCCUCUCCGCAUCCGAGUCGCUUAAGAUCUUCGCCACGUCUCUCUGUCGCGACCCGCAGAGCCCUGCAGCCGACUGCACAGAGCUUGGUGAGGGGGGACGCGGGGGAUGCCGCACCUCGGCAACAGCGCAGACGAGCGGCGUUCGCUGGCGCGGAUGCCCCUGCUGCGGGCCUGUACCGCGCCGCAGGAGGCGAGCCGAUGCGCUCGCCUUCAUCUGUACCCGCUAGAGCCUCGUCUGCGCCUUCUCUGCCUGAGCCUACGCAUCCAGGCGCAGCUUCUGAAAGUUCUCUACAGGACGAGCCAGGACGAAACUCCAGGGCGGCAGCCGCCCUCCUCGGGUCUCUUUUCGAGACGCAGGAGAAGACCUCGGCGCGCGAGGCGCGGCUCGCGUGGCCGUCGCGACUGGAAACGUCUAUGGCAGACAGAGCUCGAGCUCGGAGUAAAGCCGCUCAAGCGACCGCGGUCGCGCCUUCGUGGGACGCUGCCGCGGGCCUGGCCACGGGGGGAGAAACCGCCCGCAAGCCCAGGGGAUCCGUGCCGCCUCGAGGACUGGCCCAGUCCGGAGACCUGCCGCGCCGCAUUAGGAGAGGCAGCCACCCCCCGACGCCCUUUCCCGACCCAGUGCUCCUCCGGCUGCAACACGAGCUCGUAGAUCGCGAGCCCUCGGUCGACGCCGAGCUCGCCGUCUUGGGCGACCUGGGUGCCUACGCGCCUCGGCACGCAGUCCCGCCCUUCAGCGAGGAAGACGAGGCGUUCGUCGAGCAGAAGACAAACCUCGACGCUGCACCAGACUUCUGGGCCAGCGCCUCGCUGCGCGACUCUUUGAUGGAUCCCACGAAGCCCUCCAUCAUGGAGGUCGCCUCGCUCUACUACUCGAGCAACGCGGCCGUGGCCGACAGCCAGGGGUGGAUUAUCGAAGCAACAAAGAGAGUUCAAAUGAGCGAAGCAGUCAUCAACCUUCUCUGGUGCGUCUGGGGACACGCUGCGGUCUUCGCGCGUUUAUGGCGACCCCGAUGCCCUGGAACUUCCUGUCGUAGCUUUGGCUGGUACCACAUCUUUAUGUUUCUGUGCGUAUACUGCUUCCUCCUCGCAUGCAACCAAAUUGUGCUUGCCGGCGCGAUCGGUCGGUGGUAUUUUACACCAGAAGACAGAACCGGCAAGAAGAAGUGUCGCGGCGUCGUCUGCCGGUCUCUCGGCGUCGCAGUAAAGUUUCACCUCGGCUCUUUGGCCUUCGGGUCGUUCCUCCUCGCACUUAUAAAACUCAUCAAGUGUUUUCUUCGCUUCCUGAAGAAGCAGCAUUAUGCAAUUCAUGGCGGAGGUGCCACGAAGGCGUGUGCGCACUGCCUACCAUGCGGACUUGGAAAGUGCUGUGCGGCGAUCAGCGCAUGCAACUCCGUGUGGGCUGCACUCAUCGGCAUUCUGGGUUACCUCGUGAAGUGCUUUGAAAGAUGCAUCGAGUUCCUCGACCGGCAAGCAUACAUUCAGAUUGCGUUGACGGGGAAGAACUUUUGCCGCUCUGCGAGACUCGCCUUCAAAAACUUUUCGCAGAACCCCGUGCGCAUCGGGCUCGCGCUUUUUCUUGGAAAAGCGCUGUGCUUUCUGGGGACAAUGGUGGUCGCUGCAGCGUCGACAGCCGUCGCCUUCUUCAUCACGAAGCUUGCCUACGGCGAGCACCUCUCCUCGUUGACGUACACGACUUUCUGCUGCGGAGUUUGCAAUUUGGCCGUCGCGUGGAUCUUCCAAGAAGUCUACCGCAUGGCCAUUUCCACUACGAUUCACUGCUACAUCGCCGACCUCCACCUGAGCUCUAAAACUGGGCAGCCGCCUGUCUUCACGCCGGAGCCCCUGCGCAAUUUCUUGCAUCGCGGCGAAGACGACUGA